UAUAUCCUACAUUCGUUCUGUCUUGCCGGAUACCCUCAAAGUCGCAUUGCGUAUUUUUCGUUAAAAAUUUAGCUAUAUAAAACUAAUUUUUUUUAAUGAUUUAGUUACUUUAGCGGUAAAUUAUGUUUGGAUUAUUACUAAAAACAUUGAAUUUUGGCAAUAGCAUAUUAAAUAAACAACUCAAAUAAUCGACAUUCUUUUCGAUUCGGUAAUAUAGAGCAAGAACGUUGGAUACCAGGUAGUUUUUGGCGGGAUUCCUGAGUAAUGACAAUUUGAGUUGGUAAUUCUGACUCGCGGGAUGAAAAUUAUCUAGCGAUGGAGAGAGAAGAGCGGCGCGUCCGGAUGCACCGAUUACUCGCGGAAACUGGUAAUAAUUUCACGCGAUCGGCAAGAAUCUACCGCGAGCGAUUCACGGCGGAUAAACAACCACCAUCAAGGCAAUCCUUCCGAAGACUGGCAGAAACAGAGCGGAAGUUUGGGGUACUGAAACAGCCCCGACGGCAACGCAUCAGACUGGUAUUGGAUGGCCCAGCAAGAGACGCAGUGAAAAAUGCACUUGAGAAAAACGAGGUCCAGAGCAUGAGACAGGUGGCCAGAACACUGCAGGUUCCGCGAGAAUCCAUCAGGAAAAUCGUACAUUUGGAAAACAGCGCAUCAGGUGCCAACUGGCACAAAAUCUCGAUCAAAGGCUACGGUACUGUAACUGGGGAAUACAGCGUCUCAAGGAAGAUGCCGAAUUCUUCCGGAGAGUGUGCUUCACUAAUGAAGUCACCUUCACAAACAUCGUAAUGCUGAUUAAACAAGAGUGUCGUUACUGGACUCCAGGAAGUCCACAUUGGAUUGUGGAGCAGGACGCCCAACACAGUUGGAAGGUCCAGGCCUGGGUUGGACUAUUAGGGGAUAGAAUAAUCGGACCUUAUUUUUUUGAAGGGAAUAUGAAUUCCCAGAAAUAUAGAGACCUGCUUACCAACGAACUCCCCCGUUUGUUGCACGGAAAUCCCAUUCCUAUGGACCAGGUUUGGUGGCAGCAAGACGAGGCCCCUGCUCACAACAGCAACGCGAACACAAAGAUCCUGAACGCUAUGUUCCCGGAGCGAUGGAUUGUGACAGGAGGUCCGAUUAGGUGGCCAGCACGCUCACCAGAUCUCACGCCACUUGAUUAUUACUUCUGGGGUAAAGUUCAAAGAAUUGUCUAUGCACAGGCCCCUACCACAAAGCACAAUAUGAGGCACCGUAUCGCCGAUGUGUGCGCUGCAAUUCCCAUCAGGCAGCUGCAACAGGUGCGCAGGUUGAUCCGAAAACGGUUCUCAUUUUCCACCGAGUAAAACGGACGUCACAUGGAGCAACUCUUCAGACAGAAGAACCAGGCCUAAGACGUGAGAUUCUUUUGACAAAUCUCUAUUGAUGAAUAAUAAAAAUUUAUGAUGGACAAUUCUUACUGAACAAAAAUUUGAACCUCAGCAUUUCUAUAGUGUGAGAAUAUAGUAUUAUAAAAAUGGUGAAAAGUCAACUUUAUAUUUGUUUGCUUUUGCACUCAACACAAUUGUUUAAUAUUACAUUCUUUCUUAUCAAAUUACAUACGCAUCGUAUUGUUCUAAUUAUCAUAUUUGACUUUUCAAAUAGCUAUGACGACUGUCCCGUGGAAUGUAGAGGAUGGCAAGGAACGGCUUUUGGUUAACAGUAACAGUAGGCGAGAUCAGGAGUGAAACUUAAGAUUAGAUUCUUAUAUCAAAUCGCUCAUAAUGAUUAAUACAAAAGUAUGAUAGGCGCUUCUUAAUGCAAAUAAAUCUGAGCCUCAACAUUCGUAUUAUGAGAAAAGUAUUACGAAAAUGGAGAAAAGUCAAGUGUCCUGUUGUUUACAUCUGCAUAUGACACUGUCUUCAUUUGUUUCAUUAAUAUUGGAUUUGCUCAUAUCGAAGUAUGCACUCUGCAUUUAUCUAUUUAUGAUGUACGAAUAUCAAAAACAGGUAUUACUGAGAGUUUCAUGGGGUGUAAAGAAUAGCAAGGAAUAACUUUUGGAGGAGAGUUACGAUGGAUAAGACCAGAAGUGAAACAUGAGAUAAGAUUCUUUUGACGAAUUGCUCGUUAUGGAUGAUACAAAACUAUGAGGGAUGUCUUUUAUUGCAAAUAAAUAUCAGCCUCACUUCUCAGCAUUUCUAUUAUGAGAGUAAUAUUACGAAAACAGUAAAAAGUUGAGAGUCUUGCCCUUUACUUCUGCGUAUGACGCCGUCUGAAUUUUUCAAUAAUAUUGGAUUUGUUCCUAUCAAAAUAUACAUAUAGUACUCACACAAUUAAAUUCAAUGAUUGACUUUCAAAAACAGGUGUUGCUAACAGCCUUGUGGUAUGCAAAAGAUAACGAGGACUGGCUUUUGGCGCUGGUUUUAGUGGGUAUCCCGUGAGGUGAAUCCCACACUCCUGGGAGUGACGUUACCCUCUCCAGGGUAGUCUAUAAAAGAUUUCUCCAACAAUUUGGCUAGACGCAAGAAAAAAGAACCGAUAAUAAUAAAUAUCAGCACACAUCGAUAUAGUCUCACAUAUUUCGUCAAUUAAAACGUGAAUGUCGACUUAGCAGACUUGUAAUUUGUAAAAGAUGCACUAUCAUUAAUACGUUCGCGAUUUCAUUAUCCAUUAUAUUUUCAAAAAAUAAUGCAUCAAUUCAAUGUCGUAAACCAGAUGUUGUGUUACUAUAUUGAUAAAACAGCGAGAAGCUCAUAAUUAGAAACGAAGAAAAGCCAUUUCGUUAUUUCACCCCAGUUUUGAAACAGUAGAUUCAACAAUUCAUUGCUGUUUCAUAGGUCAACUGAAAACAAAUUGACCUGUAAACAUCAGCACCGAGUAGUGGAAAGAAACCUGUUAGUAAUAUUUUGACGUUAACUUUCACUUUCAAUGCGAAAAUUAAUCUAUUAAAAUUAUUGUCAGGUACAAUUAAGCACAUGGUACGGUCGGUGGAUUGAAAAGGAAAAAAUGGCCUUCUCCUUGAAUAAUUUCGGUUAAUCGACUAACAGUUGCAGUUAAAAAUUUUUUUUAACUUCUAUGACGAUGUUCUGUUCUCCGUUGAAGUCUUCAAUUUCAUUCCUUUCCUUUACACUGUAUCUCAUUGAUGUGUUUAAUGUACUUACUGCCUGUAUCCAGAAUAUCGAGCAUAGCAUAAACUAAUAAGUUUAGGUAACAGCUUCAAUUUUUCACUUCACAAGUACCUAUGAUCUGUGUAACAUUGACGUACCACUUCAGAAAACAAAUGUAUUUUUAAAUAAUA
Neodiprion fabricii is the source of this 3256-nucleotide messenger RNA. RefSeq lists its product as uncharacterized. The transcript has 4 exons. The record is from RefSeq and is a predicted model, not a curated record. The coding region runs from base 316 to 789 and encodes 157 amino acids. Lineage: Eukaryota; Metazoa; Arthropoda; Insecta; Hymenoptera; Diprionidae.